This is a messenger RNA of Vigna angularis (adzuki bean), 870 nucleotides long. Its product is annotated as putative disease resistance RPP13-like protein 1. The coding region runs from base 108 to 578 and encodes 156 amino acids. Lineage: Eukaryota; Viridiplantae; Streptophyta; Magnoliopsida; Fabales; Fabaceae. The record is from RefSeq and is a predicted model, not a curated record. The transcript is spliced from 2 exons.
AUAUUAGGAUUUCAUACUUUCAUCAUAGCAUCCCUGCAUGGAAUCCCUGUGGUAAACUUCCAUCUCAAAUUACACACUUCCAUUCACCAUUUUGCAACUCCUAUACCAUGGCAGCAGAAAUUGUUGGUGGUGCUCUUCUUUCUGCUUUUCUUCAGGUUGCAUUCGACAAGUUGGCUUCUCCUAAAUUUGUAGACUUCUUUCGUGGAAGAAAACUUGAUGAGAAGCUGCUCGGCAAUUUGAACAUCAUGCUGCACUCCAUCAAUUCUCUCGCUCAAGAUGCAGAACAGAAGCAGUUCACUGAUUCAAACGUUAAAGCAUGUCUUUUUUCUGUCAAAGAGACUGUCUUUGAUGCAGAAGAUCUCUUGGGUGAAAUAGAUUAUGAACUCACCAGAUGCCAAGUGGAAGCUGAAUCCGAACCUCAAACCUUUACUCACAAGAUAAGCUAUUCUACACCCAUCCACAGUGCUACAUCAAAUAUCAAAAAGUGGACGUUAGAGACAAGGAGAUAUUCACAAAAUGUUCUUCACUUGAAGCAAAGUCUAAAAAUAUCAUACAACUUACUUCAAGCAAAGAACUGAAAAAGCAUGCCUGCUUUGACAAGAGUGGUGCUAAUACUCAUUUAUAAUUGUGUGAAGAUUAUAGUUGAACUCUCUACGGAGGAGACGAGAUGUUGCUCAAUUGAAGCGAACUAGUAUAAAAUCUCUUGUGCAAUUAUCUCUUCUCUUACCUAAAUGAUCUUUUUGUGAAAACUUGUAGUUGCGCUUUAUUUACAAACACAAGAAUCUUCCAAGUUAAACGAUUUAUUUCACAAAGGAAGUUCUUAAUAGUUGUAGUAUAUAUAAUCUGAAUAGCAUGCUGAAAGUAGUUAUU